UACAAGAGCUAGUGUGCGCACUGGCCUCGCCAUCGAGAAUUGUGACGCACGGUUUGCUCCAUCGCGUUCACGAUUCCACGAUUCCACCGACACACCAGUAUACCGCCAUUCACCAUCGUGUAAAGACUUGCGCGUUUUAUAAAACUACUCAAAUCCCACACCUUUUUCAUUUAUAAUAACUAAAAAAAAAAAACAAAACAAAUAAGUGACACACUGUUGAUCAUUAAAAAAAAAAAAAAAAAUAUCUACUCAUUUUUGUGUCAUCACAAUUGAUUCUUGAUAAUAAUCGAAAUAGAAAAUAAUAACAAUUAUUCAUAUUACUAUUGAAGGAGUAAAAAUAAUUGCAAUUUUUUCCUCAUCUCAAACGAGAGUGAGUCAUGUGUUGUUUGAUGCUGAUAAGUUGUAAAUAAUGAUGCAGUAAUCCAGAUACUCGAGGGGAUUUAUUAAUUAAACAUUUAAUUUUGUUUAUUUUUUAUAACUAUCGUCACCGUUUAAUAUAUCCUAUAGAUAAAAAUUAAUCAUUAUAUAAAAAAUGAACGGUGCAGUUUAUGCUGCUUCCUGUCCAACAUUGGAGUCAAAUUUAUCACUACAUAGUUCAUCACAUUAUAGUGAUUGUAGUGGAACAAGUCAACGACGUCAAAGACAACGUAAACGUGGGCGUAGACGAUUAUCAUCGACUGGUGAUGCUGAUACAUCAACAACGUCAAGUAAUGAAGGAAGUGAAGGAAGUUCAGUUAAUAGUGAUGAUCAAAAUCAAUUGGAUCCAGUUAGUCAUACUGAACGUGAACAAUUGGAAUCAUUUUUUCGUGGUUUAAAAUCACAGGUUUAUGUUUGUGAUUCAUUGGCAAACUUGUAUAUUGGAAAUACAUCACAGGAACAAGGACAAUGGGAACUACGUUUUACUGGUAUUCCUGUUGUUAUAUUAGAUCUUGGUGAGACAAGAUCAAGAUCAAGACGACAAAUUCAAAUUUUAUUAGCUGAAAGAGGCACAUGUUUUACACUUUGGCGUGAAACAAUUGAUCAUUUAACUUCCUACAAGGUUUCUGGUCCUGCAUUUCAUACAUUGUGUUUAUCAUCAGAUCAUUCACGACUUGCUGGUUUAAGUUUUGAUAAUUCAAAAGCAGCAAAUGAACUUUGGCAACAUAUUGAAAAUUUAGUAUCUUGUCCCGAAAAUAUAAGCUUAUCAGUACCAGGUAAAAAUAAAAAAAAAAAUAAAAAACAAGUUAUUAAAAAAUUUAUACCACCAGCAAAAUGUAAUAUCAGUCAACCAUGUCAAUUUCAACAUGUUACAAGUGUUGAUAUUAAUGAUAAGACAAGAUAUUUUUCAUUACAAACACUUGUACCAUCAUUGAAUGAAAUUGAAAAUUCAAUUGGACCUAAUUAUUAAGAAAUUAUCAAUAAAUCAAAAUUAGAUUUUUAAAAAUUUUAAAGACUUGAAAAAUUUUUAAAUGUAUAGGAUCUUGUAGAUUUGCUAUUAAUUUUUUUUCUUUUUAUAUAAAAAUAUUAAUGUAAUUCAAUUUUUACUGUGGUGAAUACAAUUCUUUAAAUUCUUCAUAGAUUAUUUUUAUUUCUAGAAAAUAACUAAAAUUAUGAAUUGAUGUAAAAUAAAAAUAAUUAGUAUAAAUAAUAUUUAGUUAUUAAUAUUUUUCAAUAAUAUUAUUUUCUUUUAGAUUAAAACUUUACUGUGAUAACGAUAGACAUAUUCAUAGUUUAUAAUAAUAUCAAAUAAAUAUAUAUCAAAUAAUUAUUGUCAAUGUUAAGUAUAAUUGUUGAGCUUAUACGCUCCCGAUAAAAAAUCAUUAUAAUAUUAUUAUCAAAUAAAAAAAAUACAUCCUUGAUUAAUGGCAAAUAUUGAAAAAAUUUAUUUAUAAUUGUAAUUGUUUUCUAUUCAACUAAUUGGUGAAGUGACCAUUAGAAAAAUAAAUUAUUUUGUUCUGUUUUGUUCGAUCGAUUGAUUGAUCAACAAGUAGCGCCACGCUACAUUACCGAUCAAGUAAAUUUUAAAUUUAAAAAACUGCAAGUCAAGGUAAUAUCCAUCAAUUUAAAUUUAAUAAUAAUUAUUAUAAUUAUAUUUUUAUUACUUUAUGCCUGUAUAAUUAUUUUUCUAAAAAAAGGAAAAAUAACUUAUUUGAUUUAUAAAUAAUAAUAAAAAACUCAUUAAAAUAAAAAAAAGAAUAAUAAAAUUUUCUAUUUAAAAUUUCUAUUGAUAUUAAAAAAUAAUUUAAUAUCAAAUAAAAAAUAAAAUUAUAUAAUUAUUUAAAUUCCGGAUAUCCACAAAGACACUUUCUCUGUUUGUAAAAUUUUCAUAUACAUUUUAAGACCUACAUAUUAAAUUAAAAAUAAAAAAAAAAAUGUUAAUAAUAUACAUUUCUAUAUAGUGAUGAAUUUAGCAUGUGAAAACUGAUGGAUUAUUAUUCACAUUGCGUUUAUGAUUAUUGUCGGUCAGAAUUUUUAUUGUUAUUUUUUUGUUAAAUGGACAUUCACUUUGUGCAAUGACGAUAUCCAUCAUCAGGUCAAAGAGCUCAAGACGUGUGUUUAUAUUUUAUUUAACUGCAAUAAUGCGGGUGAGGCAUAUUCUCUCAUCAUUAUUUGGAAUUUAAAUUUGCAAAAAAAAGAGUAUAAAUAAAAAUCACUUAAUAAAAAAAAGUUAAAUAUAUAUAUUGUAAAUUUUGGUUUUAUAUUCAGAGUACAUUUAUUAAAUGAAUUUAUAAAUAAAUGAAUAGUUAGCAAUAUAUAGGUGAAAUUUUACAAUAAAUUAUGAGGACAGGAAGUGUUUGAAAUAGUUAUUGAGGAAUGACGUUCCCGUGAUCGUCCUCUAAUACGAUCACGGGAAAAGAGUUGUCAGUGUGUUUCUGGAACUCACGUAGCAACAAAACCGGACAAAGGAACGACAAGUGACAAGGAAGACAAAAAAAAAUCACAUAUAUAUAUAUAAAAAAAGAAUGAAUGAAUUGCUGUUGAGGAAGUUCAUUCCAACUUGGUCCACAAUGUCAAUUCCAAGUAUCUAUAUAUCUGUAUAAAUAAAUGCCAAGUAACAAUAUUGGGUUAGCUUUUUUUAUAUACAUAUAUAUAUAUUUUUUUACGAUGUUUGUUCCAGUUUACUUCAAUGACACUGGACUUGUUCAUCGUCAAACAUACUUUACGUUCCACAUAUUUAUUUGCAACAACAAAAUAUUUUUUUAUCUACUUAAAUUAAUUAUUAUUUAAUUUUUUUUUUUUCUUUUACUCCAAAUAAAAAUUUCAAAAAAAAAAAAAA
Molecule: messenger RNA, 3256 nt
Organism: Aphidius gifuensis
Lineage: Eukaryota; Metazoa; Arthropoda; Insecta; Hymenoptera; Braconidae
Gene: MESR3
Exons: 4
Coding region: 533-1387 (284 amino acids)
Biological process (GO): regulation of transcription by RNA polymerase II
Cellular component (GO): nucleus
Molecular function (GO): DNA-binding transcription factor activity, RNA polymerase II-specific; RNA polymerase II cis-regulatory region sequence-specific DNA binding
Source: RefSeq, a predicted model, not a curated record